Molecule: messenger RNA, 1251 nt
Organism: Bactrocera dorsalis (oriental fruit fly)
Lineage: Eukaryota; Metazoa; Arthropoda; Insecta; Diptera; Tephritidae
Product: myb-like protein P
Exons: 3
Coding region: 1-1251 (416 amino acids)
Source: RefSeq, a predicted model, not a curated record
AUGCAGCAUGACUCGCAUUAUCACAAACUGGAAAGCGUACCGAGGGUACAACAGCGAAGCCAUCGACAAUGGCAAACAUCACAAACACAACAGCAAUUCCAACAGAAUUUUUCUCACCAACAACCUCAAAUGCAACAAGAAACAACAGAACCAAUGGAGGUAGACCCCUCUUCAACAAGAUUUAGACGACAACUAUACAAUCCACAACCGCCAAUGAACACUCAUCAGGGAGCAAGGCAAACACAGAAUGCGUUUAGACAAGUCAUCCAAAGAGUCGGCAACCAAUUCAAGUUCGACAGAGAAGACACGUCAAACUCGCAGCAGAGGAAAACACAACGCCUUAACCAAGUGGGAGACACAAAAGAAGACGACCAGGAGUCACUUUAUAAUGAAGCACCUAGUUGCAUUGCGACAAUGGACAGACAAGCAAUACUGACACUAAAUAUUAGGGAAUUGCAGCAAGCACUACGUGAACUAAAUAUUUUCACUACUGGACGUAAAGCAGAGUUGCAAACGAGACUGUUGUUGCACCAUGGUCAUGAGACACAUGAGGAUGAUGAAAAUGCUGAAUCAGUUAGUUCCUACGACGAUGUACCAAAUGCAAAUUUUACUGACACUGUGGCACCGAUAAGUAGAUCUAUUUUUACGUUUAAUGAUAUCCAAGAAAGCUUAACACAAUUUAGUGGUGACGAUAAAAUCGAUAUUCAGCAAUGGAUAAAUGACUUUGAGGAGAAUGCAUUGGUAGUAGGGUGGAAUAGUGUGCAGAAAUUUAUUUAUAAAAACAUCAGUAUGGGCGAGGCGCGCCGAAAAUAUAAAGAGCAACACCCUAUGCAAGUGGGCACAACUGUACCCUUUUCGCAAAUAAUUAACCACUCUCAUCACAAACAAACAAAACAAGCAGAAACCGAAGACAUAUCAUCAAAAAAUAUUCAAAAACAACACAGUACAACAAAUGCAUCGGCACUUACAGUGCAUCACCAUCCAACAUCCAACAACUACAAAUCAAAAGCCAAUAAUGAACAAAACAUCACUCAACACAAAGAUGGUCAUACAACACAAAAUUCUAAUAACAACAAUAUUACCAAUCAAACCUCUCAAGAGCAAUUGAUCUCACUUCUUUCUCGUUACACAUCUCAUAUCAACGAGAUCUCCGAAAUACCAACAACUUCAACAAUCACUGAUCAUAGCUACGGAGGAAACAACAACACAGACUUGUCAAACCAGUUCGAGGAUAUCUCUGAUAACAUUUAG